ACAAAUUUGCAUUUUUGCAAAAUAAAUGAGCGGGUCUUGCGUUGCUUGAGACUGCAGUAAAGCUAGAGCCUAAUUUUGACCCCUUGAAGGAUUCAAGAUACUUGAGACAGGGAGACAGAUGUAAACAACAGAUGAAGAAUCAUAUCUGUAGCUGUUUUUUCGUUCAGAAAGAUUUAGCGCAUCAAGUGGAUUCCUCAAGUGGGCUAGGCCAUUCAAACCGGCUGGCAGGAAAAGGUUGAGAGCACUUGCUUUUUCGCUGAAAAUAAUUAGCCCAGAUCCUAGCUGAAAUUUGCAGAAAAGUACAAGUAGUAAAAAGAUUCAGAUAUGUGGAAAAAUAGAGUAAUUUCUUGGCGACGCAGGGGUGUUAUCUUCAAAAACUGAAUUUUGGAAGACAGGUUGUUGGGAGCUCCGGGCGACGGGGAUUUCGAGUGUAAAUAUCGCGCUGUGGAUGUAUUUCUGAUACCUUUGACAAAAAUUGGCAAAAAUGACUCUUAUAACAGAGAAGGACGAUUCCUCAGUACGAGUGGCGCUGAGGGUGAGGCCACAAAGUGCUGCUGAAAAAAUUGACAUGUGUCGAGUAUGUACAUCUGUGAUGGACGACAGUCCACAGAUUGUUCUUGGCAAAGAUAAGGCAUUCACAUACGACUAUGUUUUUGAUACAACUUCACACCAAGAAGAGAUUUUUAAAAAUGUAUCAAGGGAACUCAUUGACGGCUGUUUUGAUGGAUACAACGCAACAAUAUUGGCAUAUGGACAGACUGGUUCUGGAAAAACGUAUACUAUGGGAACAUCAUUUGAUAUGAAUAACAGUCUAGGCCCGGAGCAAGUUGGCAUCAUUCCACGUGCGAUGAAACACCUUUUUGAUGGCAUUCAGCGGUUGAAAAAAGAGGCAGUUGAGAAAAACGUUGCUCCCCCAGAAUUCAAAGUUCAGUGUCAGUUCAUAGAGUUGUAUAAUGAGGAAAUAGUUGAUCUGCUUGAUAUCGAAAACAAAGGAAGAAAAGUGGUGAAAAUUCACGAGGAUGUAAACAGCAAUAUUUACACAACUGGGGUUGUGAUGCGAAAUGUCACGUCUGAAAAAGAUAUAAUGAAAGUGUUAGAAGAAGGGGCUCUUUCACGGACCACGGCAAGCACCAACAUGAACGCAACGUCGUCUCGUUCCCAUGCAAUAUUUACAGUCCAUUUGAAGCAUCACAGAAUGGCACAGGUUGAGGCGGCAGAUGGAGAGGGUGAUGAGAAUGGCCAAACUGAAGAAUUCGAGACCUUGUCAGCCAAAUUCAACUUCGUUGAUCUGGCAGGGUCGGAGAGGUUAAAACGAACAGGAGCGACUGGCGAUAGAGCGAAGGAAGGGAUUUCCAUCAAUCAAGGUUUGCUUUCUCUUGGCAACGUUAUCAGUGCCCUUGGUGACAGGUUGAAACGAGGCUGUCACGUUCCAUAUCGAGACUCAAAGCUUACGAGACUGCUGCAAGAUUCGUUAGGAGGAAACAGCCGCACAAUUAUGAUUGCCUGUGUGAGUCCAUCUGAUAGAGACUUCAUGGAAACAUUAAAUACUCUGAAGUAUGCCAACCGAGCUCGAAAUAUCAAAAAUAAGGUGGUUGUAAAUCAAGACAAAGCAAGCAAGCAAAUCGCAGCUUUACGCGCUGAGAUUCAGACAUUGCAAAUUGAGCUUAUGGAAUACAAACAGGGCAAACGAGUUGCUGAUGGUGAUGGCGGUGACCACAUGAGUGAUGUGUUCCAUGAAAAUACGAUGUUGAACACGGAAAAUGAGAAUCUACGACUUCGCAUGAAAGCUUUGCAGGAGACAAUCGAUUCUCAAACCCAGCAGAUUGCUGAGCUCAAGGCUUCUGCUGUUCUGGGAAAACUCGGAGAUGGUGAGAACGACGUAGAGGCUCUCAUCGUUGGCUAUGUUAAAGAAAUUGAAGAACUGAGCAAUAAGCUGAUACAAAGUGAGGCUAUGUCCUCCGCCGCGGUAAAACGGGCCCGUGCGAUCAGUCGCAUGGCUAUGUCACCUGGAGGGCCAGAGGAAGAUGCUGCUGUAUCGCUGAUUGAACUCGCCAAGCUUGAGUUGCAGAAGGAGAAGAAGAAAAUGAGAAAAGGAAAGCACCACCAUGCGCAUGACCAUAAGCAUCACACGCCUUCACCGAUUAAAGAAGCUGAUGAAAGCGAGGUCCAAGAGAAGAAGGAUGAAAACGAGAAUGAGAAGGGAGUCGAUGAUGAAAUCGAAACGGAAGAAGCAAAUAACGAAAACGAGAAUCAAGACGAAAACGAGGAAAACCCGGAAGAUGAAGAUGAAGAGGAAGAAGAAGACAACGAUGAUGGCUCGUUUGAUUCUGAUGAUGACGAUGAUGCGAUUUCAUUGGCUGAAUCGAGCUACCAGGAAGAAGUGCUCCGAGAAGACAUCGCUGAUGUUUCUACUGAAAUCACAAUCAAACAGAAACUCAUUGAAGAACUUGAGCACAGCCAGCAAAGGUUGUCAGCCCUAAAGCAUCAAUACGAAGAAAAGCUUCAUGUUUUACAGAAUAAAAUCAAAGAAACGGAGGAUGAGCGAGAUAAAGUAUUGCGAAAUUUGGGAUCUGUUGAUUCGAAAGCUCAAGAGAAAUCCAACGAAAUACGAAUAAGAUACGAGAAGAAACUCAAUUCAAUGCAAAAAGAGAUGUCAAAGUUGCAAUCAGCAAAGAGGGAGCAUGCAAGACUCAUGAAAGCAAAGGAACAAAAUGAGGCUCAGCUAAAAAUGCUGAAAAACGAACUAUCUGACUUGAAGAAAAUAAAAGUAAAGUUAAUGAGACAGAUGCGAGACGAAGUUUCCAAGGCAAAGCACAGAGAAGAAAAGUUUUCAUCGCAGCUUGAACAGAUGAUCAAAGAAAACAGGAAAAGAGAUAUCCAGAUAAAAAAUCUAAAGCAAGAUAAGAAACAAAAAGAUUUGAUCCUUAAAAGAAAACAAGAAGAGCUGAAUUCGAUUCGAAAGCAAAUCAAACCAGUUUCGGGAACUGUUGGAAUGAAGAAGAAGCUGGAAGAAGAAAACGCAAAGCUACGCGCUCAAGUGGCAAUGCAGAAUUCUGCAGCCAACGAUGAACCGAGAAAAAGGGGCCAGGCUGCUGUUAAGACCCCCACUAAAGAAAGGAACCCAGGGAAACCAACAACACCACAGAAGUCACCCGCAGUUUCCCGAAACGCAAAAAAGAAAUGGGAGAUGCUCGAGAGAAAGAUGAACGAUUUGAUGCUGAAAAUGAAAACAGUUGCCAGCAUGGAAAAUGACAUGGAGAGAUGGUUGCAAGAUCGAGACCGAGUCAGCAAGCAGCUGGAAGGGUGUCAAAAGAAGCGGGAAGAGGCUUCAAGAAUGAACAGGGACGAGAGCCUGGUACAAGAAUUGAACGAGCAGCACGAAGCGUUAACUGCACAGAUGGAAUACAUCCAGGAAAAUAUAACUGAGAGUCAGAGCACAAUCAUGGAAAUGGAGGAUGUCGGUGAACUAAUCAACUCGAAUGAAAUCAUCCGAGGCUGCUCGUUAUCAGAGGCGCGAUAUAUGUUGGAUCAUUUCUACGGCAGAACCGUAGAGCUGAGCCAAGAAGUAGCCAAUAAAGACGCUGCAUACAAAGAACUCGAACUGAGGCUAGAGGCGAUGGAACAACAUUGUGAAGUGCAACAGCAACUACUUCAGCACGUGUUCGUAGAGAAGCACUUUGGAGAGGCGGGUGGCGAUGAAGAGUACCAAGCUGGUCUUCUGGAGGACACGCUCAGUGAAAAUGGGCUCCAAACGCAACCGAAUUUCAAAAGUGUCUCAAGAAAAGCCAGAAGAAGAACAGGAUGUCCAGAAGAUUUUCUAAGACCGACACUUGCAAAUCAAUCUACAGGUCCAAAUGAAAAUCCUGCAAAACAGCUUGAGAAUGCUUUGGAGAAAAAAGUAGCAAAUAUGACUCGCAAAGGCUCGGAUACUCCUGAGGUGAACCAGGCGUUAAUGCAAAAACUCAUGGAGAUCGACAAAGCUUUGAAAAGGGAUAAGAGCGAAAUAGACACCAAAUUGAUGCCACCACCAACAAUGUCCCGCGGGAUACCGAGCUCCUCGCAGAGCACGGGCUCCGAAUCCCGCUCUCGCUCUUUGCAGACCUCUUCGAUCGAUAUCAAACCAAAGGCAUCUAAUAAUAAACUUGACAAAAAAGGCCGCGCGAACUCGUUUGGAAGUACGGGCUCUUUGAAUGAUGUUGGUAUGGUAUCGAACGGCCCGCUGCCACCUUCAUUUCAGCGUGGAAAUCGUGUCUCCAAAUCUGCACGGACGUUUGAUUCGAAAUUCAGCGAUUCCCAUCACAGCAGAAUUCAACCGUCAUCGGCUAAAGGCUCUCCUACGCAGUUACGGAAACAGAGUUCCGCUGACAUAGACAAAGCAAGUCGGCCUGGAUCAGGAUUCCCUAGCCCUGGUUCUUCCGGAAACUUACGAGGAGAAUCUUCAAAUAAUAUUUAUAAAAGUUUGCCAAGAACAGCAAAGCUAAAUGCCAAGAAUGCAUCAAACCGAGGCGAAAAUAACAGCGGGGAUAAAUACACGAUGAGGGUAGAAACAGAUUCAACGGAUGUUUUCAAACGUCUAACAAGCAACCUACCGCAAGAGGCUGACCCAGAUCUGGGUCAAAUGCUCCCAGUAAAAGCACCUCAAGGGCGUCCUGAAAAUUUGAUGUGCACGCAUACAGCUACUGGACAUACGAAUGCUGUUUUGUCUUUAGCAGUUACUGAGAACAUGCUUAUUACUGGGUCAAAAGAUCGGACUGCAAAGAUAUGGGAUUUAAACAGAGGAGACGAAAUUUUAUCGUUGUCUGGUCAUAAACGUGACGUCGCAGUAGUCAAAUACUCACCAAUUACAAAGCUAGUGUUUACAGUCAAUCAAUCGACCAUCAAGAUUUGGGAUAUCCGUCAGAGAACUGGAGUCUGUGUGAAAACAUUAAGCGGUAACUUUUUCCAAUUGGGUGAGAGUGCAAUUACGUGUCUCGAGCUGAACAGCACCGGAGAUGUCUUGUAUUCUGCAGUUGGAAAUUCAGUGAAAAUGGUUGAUUUAAAAACAUAUGGAACACUUGGUAAACUUUCUGGCCAUUCUGGAACAGUAACUUGUCUCCUUGUAACAAAGGGCGAUCGAAAGGGUGACAUAUGUGUUACUGGUUCUAAAGAUCAUUAUGUCAAGGUUUUUGAAGUUUUGGAUGAUAUUUCAGGCAGCCAGAUGCCGCGACACAACUUGGAGCCCCCUCAUUACGAUGGUGUUGAGUCGUUAGUAAUCAAGGGGGAGACCCUUUUUAGUGGAUCACGUGAUAACAGCAUAAAGAAGUGGAAUCUCCAUAAUUAUCAACUCAAGCACCAUAUAACAACGGCUCAUAAAGACUGGGUGUGCUCACUUAACCUCGUUCCCAAAUAUGACGUAGUGGCAAGCGGAUGUCGAAGCGGAGUAUUAAAAACCUGGCAUUCAGAAUCAUGUACACAAAUAGGCGAAAUCAAUGCCCAUUCUAAAUCAAUCAAUGCGAUAUCAGCCAAUUCUUCUUUAGUUUUUACAGCUUCUAGCGAUCGUCUUGUGAGAAUUUGGAAACCGACCCCCACCAUGGACGAGCAGGUACAAGCCAUUAUCUCAAAUGACUCAUAACCGAACCUGUUUGUUGUCCAAUUCGUUUUGUGUCUCAGCUGUGAGUCAGUUUAAACUAGUCUUGUUAAUGUGUUGCAAAUGAAGUUGCAAACAUCUUCUAAUCUGCUGGUAGUGUUGACUUCGUUUACUGUAUCUCAUCUGGUACCUAUUACCAGUUGAAUAAAUAUUUCCUCUAUCUGAAAUUUCAUGAAAAUUUACUAGGUCAUUUCAAUUAAAACGUGUGCAAUGUGUGGGAUUUUUCUGUCUUGUAUAGACAUUGCCCGGACAAGUAUUGCAGUUUAUAUUCCACUUUUGCCCAUUAACUUGUUCGGGUAUCCUAAAUUACCUUUCACGGCUUUAACAGUCGUGUGGAAUGAAGAAAUGAUCUUUUCAGUGGCAGAUAGAAGUUUUUAUAUGACAAUGUGGAUAUAAUAACUUUUCGUUUGUGGUUGAAUUAUCUAAAAAGUCAAAAUUUCGUUAAGACUUUCUAGCCUUGAAUUAUCGAAGAUUCAUAUAUGGAAUGCUAGUAACAUGCAUAUCAAGUUGACAAAAUAUUUCCGUAAGAGCUCGUAUUCCAUUGCCCGUUUCUUUGGGUAGUUUGCAAUGAAAUUCAGUCGCCUUUAGCCAACGCUGUAAAGCUAUUAAAUUCUUUUGCACGGAGAUUUUUUUCUCUAGUUUGACAUUAGCCCAAAAUCGUAGUCUAGGUAGAAAUUUUCAUACUCUAGCGUUCUUAUAAUUUAUUGGAAGAAAAAUAAUUAAUUUAAAAAGGAUGUGAGCACAAAUAGUGAAUAAUUAUGUGGGUAUCAAUAAAGGAUUGAUUUUAAAAUUAUGCCCUUGUAUAUUUCCAAUGGAUGAUUUUCUUUAAAUCGAAUUAUUUAAACAGUUAUUAUUCAUCAUUCACUCUAACAACAUAAGCAGUUAACUCCCGUAGAGUAUUUUUAAACAGUCGGAUGAAGUGACAACAAUUUUGCGCAUCCAGGUAGAAUAUAGGUUGAUGUGAUUCCGUUUGUUAUAAAUUUCUAUCAAGAGUUUAUGCAGUUUACAGUUAAUCAGUGCAAACUCUCCAACCCCCCUCCCCCCUGCACCCCUCCCCUCCCCCUUCCUUCUCUUACCCUCCCUCCCCCAGAAACAUUAUAGUCUAGGCUAGGCCUAUUUCCUUUGACUAUUUAGACAGGCUUAGAUUUUUCAGUUGGUGUCAUUUGUGCUAGAUUUAAUCAGGCUGACAUUUAAUUUGUUCAGUCGUUUUUCUGAACAGGUCUUUAUAGUCAGAUGCAUUCUACUUUUAUUUUAAUUUAAUUUAGAACUUUUUGCUGUUUUAGAAUUAUAUUACACUUGAACUUAGCUAUUCCGAAAAACCGAUACUUUGUAGAUAUAAACUGUACAGAUUGGUAUAUGGCUCUGAUAAAGACGAGUGUUGUUUGUUUAGUUGACGGAUUAAGACGAGUGUUUAGAAAACAGAAAUAGGUUCGUAAAACAAUAGCACAACUUUGAAAUAAUCUAAAUCAAGUUUUGCUUAUUUCAGUUUGUUAUUUCCAAUGUGGCAUCGUUUCUAGAACACUUUUUAAGACGAUGAGAUUUCGAUGCUAAUUUUUCCGUCCUUUGGUGCAAUUUUUGCCAGGCCUGUCAUUGUUUGUAGGUUUUCUUGUAGUAAUGUUUUGUAAAUCGACUUUAGCAAUUAGAGAAUUGGAUCGUUAAUCAAGUUUUCUAACCGUGUUCUUGUCAUUCAGUUGUUUCGUGUUUUUUAAGUCAUUUUCAGUGAUUGAUGUUUUGUAAUUGAUGAUUUAAUAGCAAUGAAGUCUUGUUAAUUUGCUGUACUGUUGUCUAA
This is a messenger RNA of Rhopilema esculentum, 7415 nucleotides long. Its product is annotated as kinesin-like protein KIF21A. Lineage: Eukaryota; Metazoa; Cnidaria; Scyphozoa; Rhizostomeae; Rhizostomatidae. The record is from RefSeq and is a predicted model, not a curated record. Gene Ontology annotation, biological process: mitotic spindle organization; spindle elongation; microtubule-based movement. Gene Ontology annotation, cellular component: microtubule associated complex. Gene Ontology annotation, molecular function: ATP binding; microtubule motor activity; microtubule binding.